Molecule: messenger RNA, 972 nt
Organism: Megalobrama amblycephala (Wuchang bream)
Lineage: Eukaryota; Metazoa; Chordata; Actinopteri; Cypriniformes; Xenocyprididae
Gene: psma2a
Product: proteasome 20S subunit alpha 2a
Exons: 8
Coding region: 86-790 (234 amino acids)
Biological process (GO): ubiquitin-dependent protein catabolic process
Cellular component (GO): proteasome core complex; proteasome core complex, alpha-subunit complex
Source: RefSeq, a predicted model, not a curated record
AAUACCCACAAUUCAUUAAUUCAUCUGUCAACCAAUCAGGUCAAUUAAGCGCGUGGCGUCACUUCCCUAACAGUCAGACACAGCCAUGGCAGACAGAGGGUACAGUUUCUCCCUCACCACUUUCAGCCCUUCAGGGAAGUUGGUCCAGAUUGAAUAUGCUCUGGCAGCUGUAGCGGCUGGUGCUCCUUCGGUUGGAAUAAAAGCUUCAAACGGUGUUGUUCUUGCUACGGAAAAGAAGCAGAAAUCUAUACUGUAUGAUGAGCAAAGUGUUCACAAAGUAGAGCCCAUAACCAAACACAUCGGUAUGGUCUACAGUGGCAUGGGUCCGGACUACAGGGUCCUGGUGCGAAGGGCACGAAAGCUGGCUCAGCAGUACUUCCUGGUCUAUCAGGAGCCUAUUCCUACAGGCCAGCUUGUUCAGAGAGUGGCCUCUGUUAUGCAGGAGUACACACAAUCAGGAGGAGUUCGGCCAUUUGGGGUUUCGCUCCUGAUUGCUGGCUGGGAUGAAGAUCGCCCAUACCUUUUCCAGUCUGACCCCUCGGGAGCAUACUUUGCAUGGAAAGCCACGGCGAUGGGGAAGAACUAUGUGAAUGGGAAAACAUUCCUUGAAAAAAGAUACAACGAGGAUCUGGAACUGGAAGAUGCGAUUCACACUGCUAUUCUGACUCUUAAGGAAAGCUUUGAAGGUCAAAUGACUGAAGACAACAUUGAGGUGGGAAUCUGCAAUGAAGCAGGAUUUAGGCGACUGACCCCAGCGGAGGUGAAAGACUAUCUAGCUGCCAUUGCUUAAAAUCGCUUUUACAAGUUGUUGUUGUAGAUUGAGCACUGAUUAUCUUGUCUUCAUCAGUACGACUUCAUUAGUACUUAUUCAUGAGUUUGAGCAAUGUGAAGCAUGGAAAUAAGUGAAAGUUGUAUUGUUUAUACUUUGCUUUCUUUCUUACUGAAGGAAAAAAAUAAACAAGUCUUUUGAAA